Saccharomyces mikatae IFO 1815 is the source of this 228-nucleotide messenger RNA. RefSeq names its product Ego2p (gene EGO2). The coding region runs from base 1 to 228 and encodes 75 amino acids. NCBI's taxonomy places the organism in Eukaryota, Fungi, Ascomycota, Saccharomycetes, Saccharomycetales, Saccharomycetaceae. The transcript has a single exon. The record is from RefSeq and is a predicted model, not a curated record.
AUGGAAGCGGAACAAAUCUCUGGAAUUAAAGGUACCAUCGCUUUUGACACUCACGGCAACGUCAUAGAGUCCACUGGCGUGGGGAGUAAAAGAAUCGAAGAUAUAGGUGAACUAUCGAAAGUCGCGCUAGAUUCAGAGGGUUUCGCCCAAGUCCAAGGCGACGCAUUACUGGUACACUUGUACAAACACGAUGAUAUCACUCUGGCAGUUUACACAAAUGCUCAAUAA